AUGAGUUCAUUCUUUUUCUUCGAAGUCCCCUGGCGACCAGUAGUUAUUGAAAAUGAUGAGCGUUUCAUCAUCGCCGAACCCGAGCCUGAGCUCAUGUCUUCCAAUCAAAAUGAAUCACUAGAACCUUCAAUAUGGAAUGAACUAUGGCCAGGGACCUGGGUUGCUUUCGAUGACCCUUCUAUCGGCGGUGCUGAAGGCCGAGGAAUGCAAAUGACUAGAGUCGGUUCAGACCCCAGUGCAUGGGCGAAAACGAGUGAGGGGUUCGGCGUUGCCGUGAUGCAUCAGUUACACUGCGUUAUGUCGGUAAAGCAAGCAUUGAUGGACUAUGAAGCAGGUCGCAAUACGAGCAGACAUGCCCAUGGCCAUCUACAUCACUGUUUAGAAACACUUCGACAGGCAGUCAUGUGCCACGGGGAUCUCGCUUUAGAGCACCCGGUUGAUCACGAUGGCAGACAAGGUGUGACCGGAUGGGGAAAUGUACAUAUGUGUCGGGACUGGGAAAUGAUCCAUCAAGCAAUACUACAGAAACGCAUAACUCGAAGCAACCAAGGUGGAUGGGUUGACUAUUCGGUGAGGCUAUGUGUAACUAUUGGCGUCCAAAGUACAAUCGAUUGA
Molecule: messenger RNA, 615 nt
Organism: Talaromyces atroroseus
Lineage: Eukaryota; Fungi; Ascomycota; Eurotiomycetes; Eurotiales; Trichocomaceae
Exons: 5
Coding region: 1-615 (204 amino acids)
Biological process (GO): mycotoxin biosynthetic process
Source: RefSeq, a predicted model, not a curated record